AGUUUUCUAUUUUUAUUUUCCUGUAUUUAAACCGAAAUUUAAUAAUCAACUAAGCUGUUGUUACUUUCAAUGUAUUAAAUUAGUCGUGGAAAGUACCUAUAGGUUAUUAUUAUGAUCUCCAUAUGUUUACUUCCACAUUUAAAAUAGCGAAGAGACCUUGACAUGUACAUAACCUUGAUCAUGCAAAGAACCUGCAUUGUACGAACUAGUCUGUUAGCGACGACACGACUGAGCUGACGUACUCGUAUAUCGCAGCUCCGACACCAGUACAGUCUCGGCAAUGUCAGUUCUCCUGGUUCUACUGUACGCUGUCUGUGUACUCCUGUUGACAAUGUACUUGCGGUUCAGAUGGCAGUACAGACAUGUUCUCGCCACCGCUACCAAACUACCGUGUCCUCCCACCCUGCCCAUCUUGGGUAACGCACUCCUCUUCUUUGGUGACACCGUUAAUGUGACUAAAAAUUUACUAAAAAUAACAACAGCGUUCGAAGGCAUUUUUUGCAUUUGGAUGGGCCCAGUUCCUCUGUUUGUAGUGGCAGAACCUGCGGAUGCCCAGGUUAUUUUAAACUGCUCUAGUACACUGGAAAGAGAUAAAGUUUACUCAUUGUUCAAAACAUUUGUGGGUAAUAGUCUUCUUUCUGCUCCGGUUCACAUAUGGAAGAGGUACCGGAAACUGAUAAAUCCCGUGCUGCAUCCUUCUAAUGUGGAGCACUUCCUUCCGGUCUUCAAUAACGUAGGUAGGACGUUAACAGACCGGUUCUUUGUCAGCUCCUCACCUUCAGAUCGCACAGAUGACAUAUUCGACAUGGCCUUGGAUGCUAGCUUAAGGACGGUAAUUUCAAGAAUCCCCAUUUCUGAUGAAACAAAGACGGACAUAAAAUACGUACUUGAUAGUAUAGGCAGGAUAUUCAUCUUAAGAGUGUUCAAAGUUUGGUUACACGUGGACUGGCUGUUUAACUUGAUCUAUUGGAAGGAGCUGAAGCAGGCUCACAAAAUUAUGGGCAAAUUUAUGAACACUAUCAAUCAGGGUUGUAAAGAAGAGGAGACUAUUCGAAAGGGAAUAAUUCCAGAUCCAAAUCUGGGUAAUGCCCGCUUGUCAGGAAUAAAUUUGUUGGAUGUAAUGUUUGAUAAUCUGCCACUAAUAGUGGAAGACCAUGAUUGGAGGGAUGAAGUUACUACUAUGAUAGCAGGUGCAUCUGACACAGUUGUUUCUUGUCUGAAUCUACUGAUUUUUACUUUGGGACACCACCCGGAAAUCCAGGACAAGAUAUUCAUGGAGAUCCAGGAAGUAAUGGGAGACUUGGACCGUGACGUUACCGCUGGUGACGUUAACGGUAUGACGUACCUUGGUCAGGUCAUCCUAGAGAGCCUUAGACUCCACGGUAACAUAGUUACGAUCAUGAGGAAAGCCACCAAAGAUACUAAGUUACCCGGAUGCACACUGCCAGCUGGUAGUCGAGUAGUGAUAAUGCUCCAUGCUCUGGGUUGGAACGAAGAGCAGUUCCCAAAACCUGAACUGUUCCAGCCUGAACGGUUCUCUCCAGACAAACAAAAGGAACGACACAACCACUCUUUCCUGCCGUUCAGCGCUGGCCCUCGUAACUGCAUAGGUAAGAUAUAUGCGAUGAUGCUUCUGAAGACAGCCCUGGUCCAUAUCCUGAGACGCCUAAGGGUGACGUCACACACUAAACUGUCGGAUAUAGAGUACGAGCUGAAGGUGGUGAUGUACAGCAAGACUCCUCUUCUGGUCUCCUUCCAUCCACGAUAGCAAGGAUUUACUUUUAAUCUCUUACAAAAGUGACCUAUAGAAUUGGUUUAUUACACAUUGCUUAGCUAUCUUAAGUUUAAAUCUCAGAAUUUAAAAAACACCAUUUGCAAAACUGACGCUUUUUAUAUUUUGUACUCAAUGGACUACAAAUUAUUUUUGUUUUAAUAUCUUGCAGAACAUAUUUUAUUCAUUUAUUAAAGGCACUACUUUUAUAAUGUUCCCCAUAAUUAUUGUAUAACUCUGUUUGCCAUAUAAUGAAAGCGUUCAUUAUUAAUAGGACUCCAUUACUAAUUACAAUUACAAAAUAAAAAUGUAACUUUUUUAGAGAUACUGAUGUUUGAUAAAAUGAAAUUCAAUCAUGUCAUAUCAUACUAUCAUAUUAUAUUAUACUAUUAUAGAUCAUAUUAUACUAUUUUACUAAAUGUUUAAACAAUUUGUUUUAAUUUUCUUUUACAAUCAAUCCUCUCCGUUGAAUACACAAGUCUUUAAUUAUGAGGCGGUUUAGUUUUGCUGUCUUAUUUUAAACUUGACUAUUGUUAAAUGAAAGGUGAUUAAAUUGGUCCAAAUAAAAGUAGGAUAUUAUUCUUUUAUUGGAAGUGACUAGUAUCCUAUCCCAAAGUUCCUACAAUUCUACAUCAGUAACUGUAUAACAUUGUGAGCUAAAAUAAAACAUAAAUUGAUUUCUUGA
Messenger RNA from Homalodisca vitripennis (glassy-winged sharpshooter), 2456 nucleotides. RefSeq names its product cytochrome P450 4c21-like. The coding region runs from base 281 to 1768 and encodes 495 amino acids. The transcript has 13 exons. Gene Ontology annotation, molecular function: heme binding; monooxygenase activity; oxidoreductase activity, acting on paired donors, with incorporation or reduction of molecular oxygen. The record is from RefSeq and is a predicted model, not a curated record. NCBI's taxonomy places the organism in Eukaryota, Metazoa, Arthropoda, Insecta, Hemiptera, Cicadellidae.